Molecule: messenger RNA, 2993 nt
Organism: Sebastes umbrosus (honeycomb rockfish)
Lineage: Eukaryota; Metazoa; Chordata; Actinopteri; Perciformes; Sebastidae
Product: solute carrier family 35 member E2A-like
Exons: 9
Coding region: 512-1666 (384 amino acids)
Cellular component (GO): Golgi apparatus
Molecular function (GO): antiporter activity
Source: RefSeq, a predicted model, not a curated record
GUUGUUUCGGGGUUAGCUUGACGCUGCGCAUUGAUUGUUGUUAGCAGCCACGUCUCAAAGUCAGGUGCACAGAUUCUCUAAGUGAUCAACCCAGAUAGAUAAGAGAGGUUAUUGUUUAUUGAGUAUUGUUGUGGAGUAUGGCGGACAGCCCGGCUGUCUCUGUGGCUUCGUCCUCUUUACAUCUACAUCUCCAGCUCCAUACAGCGGCUAGCUAACGUCGAUGUGACACUUCCUCUUCUCCUCUUCUGAUAACACUCGCUGCUGUCUGGUUCACCCAGCUGCUGGCUUACUGGAUCUUUCACUGCAAACUUAAAGCAUCCAGAUCCAAAGAGAAGACUUUCCAGCAUCUGCAGCAGAGGACAGGGGACACCAAAACGGCGAGACUGAGAGGCUGACCAACUGCUGGACCAAUCAGAAGAUGGACUAACCUUCAAAACAUCUCAUCGACCCCCUCAACUCCCUCUUAUCACCAACCUGUCGGGCCCCUGGGGGCCCUCAGGCAGCAGGUGGGAUGCCGGGCGGCAAGCAGAAUGGCAGGCACCCGGUGUGGCACCUCCUGUCACCGUUUCGCACCCGCCAGGAGCGAGUGUUGGUGUCCCGCAGCGAGAGCCGGCCAGGGGAGGAGGUGUUAAAGAUCACAGUCACAGAGACUACGGUGAUCGAGGCGGAGUCAGGGGUGUGGAACUGGCGUUCUCUGACCUACCUGGGCCUCUGGUUCUUCUUCAGCUUCUGCACGCUGUUCCUCAACAAGUACAUCCUGUCACUGCUGGAGGGGGAGCCCAGCAUGCUGGGUGCUGUUCAGAUGCUCUCCACCACCGUUAUAGGCUUCUUAAAGAUGUAUGUGCCCUGCUGCCUUUACCAGCACAAGUCCAGAACCGACUACCCCCCUAACUUCAUCAUGAUCAUGCUGUUUGUUGGACUCAUGAGGUUCACAACGGUGGUUCUGGGCUUGGUGAGCCUGAAAAACGUGGCGGUGUCUUUUGCAGAGACGGUGAAGAGCUCAGCGCCCAUUUUCACUGUCAUCAUGUCCAGGCUGAUCCUCGGGGAGUAUACAGGCGUAUGGGUAAACCUGGCCCUGUUCCCCGUCAUGGUCGGCCUGGCCCUCUGCACAGCCUCAGAGAUCAGCUUCAACAUGCUCGGCUUCUCCGCCGCUCUCUCCACCAACAUCAUGGACUGUUUGCAGAACGUAUUCUCCAAAAAACUGCUAAGUGGAGACACAUACAGGUUCAGCCCUCCAGAACUGCAGUUUUAUACCAGCGCAGCAGCAGUCAUCAUGCUCAUACCUGCCUGGGUGUUCCUCUUGGACAUCCCAGUGAUCGGGAAGAGCGGGCGAAGCUUCAUCUUCAGUCAAGACAUCGUCCUGUUGCUGCUUUUCGACGGCGCCCUGUUCCACCUGCAGAGUGUCACUGCCUAUGCCCUCAUGGGACGAAUUUCCCCUGUUACCUUCAGUGUUGCCAGUACUGUCAAACACGCCAUGUUGGUUUGGCUUAGCAUCAUCGUGUUCAGUAACCAGGUCACCAUCCUCAGCGCCAUCGGCACCGUCCUCGUGUUCAUCGGGGUCCUCUUGUACAACAAGGCCAGGCAGAUCCAGACAGCAACCUUGAAGGCCAUGGCUGCUGAGCAGAACCACAGACCACUUCUGCAGGACUCAGAACUUAAGACUUAAAAUGCUGCAUGAAAUGGGGGUCAAGGUAAUAAGAAAAUUCUGUUUGCUUACCUGCGGCGGUCCGGACAGGAUGACUGGAUAUUUGUUUGUUCUUCACGGUGCACACAUUCCAGGUAAAGAGGACCCACCCCUUGUUUUGUUUUCCCACAAUACAUUUAGUGUGCUUUCACAGUUCACACCUGUAGUUCGGGUUCAUUUGGUCCAGACCAAGGUGGAAAAAAAUCAUGCGUUGUAGCAUAAACUUCUGUCAGUCACCAGAAUUUGAUUCCCCCACGUGGGUUCUGAUGAUGCAUUAUGACAAUCGCCAAAACAGUCCAAUCAACGACUUACCUGUCAGUCUGUAUGACUUCAUGUUUACUCCUCUUACUUCGUUUGUAAAAAGUCAGUGGGAGCAGGAACCGGACCAGAACUAAAAUGCAAAAAUGUAUAAUUUUUUUCGCCUUGGUCCGGACCACACAAAGUGUGAAAGCACUCGGUGCAGGCUUUACAAUUCCAUCACUAUUCCUGUGUAACAGUAUUCCUUUGUCCAUAACAUGAUCACGUAUACUUACACUUCAAUCAGCCUUGAUCCUUUGCUUUGUCUAAUAUCAGUCAGUAAAAAGGGAAGCUCAGGGUGUCCUUCAGCUUGAUGAAGGAAGCGACUUCUGUAAGCUUUUUGUCUUACAUUUUUGCAUUCCAGUGUGCUGGUUUUGUCUCUCAUCUGUGGUACAGCAGCUGCUGAAUGUAUGAUAUUGUGAAUAUCUGUAAAGCAUUGAAGCUGUAAGAUUUUAAUUCUGUGAUGGUGUAACAUGAAAUUGAUCUUGACUGCAUCUGAAUAUAAGAUGUGAAUAGGGCACCGGUGCCUGAGAUGGGAGGCCUUUUGGAGGCUUUUCCAGCCAAAGCUUAGACUUGUCGUUUGACACAUUUUUUUAAAUGAUGUGUGGAACAUUUGAAAGCCACAUACUGCAUUCUAGGAAUGCUCAUCCUCCCUCAUGAACUGCUGCGGGUUUAUAUACAUGCAUUUUCUUUUUGUUUUUCUUUGUAAACUGACUCUCCCCCCAAUGCAUGCUGGGAUAGCAGCCCUGGCGACCCUGAACAGGAAAAGGGGCCUUAGAGAGUGGACAGAUCGCAUAUUCAUGAUUUAAAGAAAAACGGUUUAUUACAACUUGGGUUUUAUUUUUGUAUCGGUUAUGUCCAACAGUCAGACGGUCAAACAGGUUUUAAAGAGGAUCUAUUAUGCUCUUGUGCUUUUUCCCUUUCCUUUAGUGUGUUUUUGUGCAUGUAAAAGGUCUGCAAAGUUACAAAGUCAACGCCAAAGGAAGUUACUCUCCCCCACAGAAACACUGCU